UGUUAUUGUGGGCACGGUGCGUGUGGUGACUUGGUUUCUGGUUAUGUGUUUGUUUGCCAGUGUAACGUAACGAGGAACACGCGAACAUUGCAAAAACUUAUAACGCAAAUUCGUGCAUAUACUGUCUAGUUUUUGUAGAGUUGAAAUGGCGAAAGGCUAUGUCAAGGUCAACCUAACUAACCUCCAGACACGACUGCCUUCAAAGGGAAGAAAAAAAUGCGGACCACUUACAAGAGAGCCGAGGGAACCCUUCAGCCCAAACAAGUCGAAAAGGAGACAAAGGAAAAUAAACCAGAAUUUAAUGGGGAUACAGGUAAUGGUCAGACCACUUUACCAAGUUUUUGGAGUCCCAGCAAACCCAAAUCUCCUCUGUGCAACAACUCAAGUUCUCUCAGCCAAGAGGAAAAUGUUCCUGAGAAAUUGACUCUACAAGCUGAGAAAUCAAAGCAAGGGAAAGUGAGACAGAAUCAAGUUAACUCUCAAGCUGGUGUGUCUCGGCAAGCGGAGAAUAAAGUGAGGACCUGCUUGGCUCCUCCAACCAAAGAAACAACUGCCUUGAAGGUCGAGGAGGAUCCUAAAUCGCACCCCAACCCAGGGCUUGCGCCAGAUGUCCCCAUGCCCAAAUCUAAGGGGGGGGCUAGUCAAAAAGUCAAAAAAGCACAAGGCAGUGCUGCCCAAAACAGGAAGGUCACAGAUUAUUAUCCGAUUAGACGGAGUUCCAGAAAAAGCAAAGCUGAAUUGAAGAACGAAGAACACCGACAGCUUGAUGACCUGAUAAAACAUGGAGUUGAAGAAGGACUGCAGGUAAAAAAUAUAGAGGGGAAGGGAAGAGGAGUGUUUGCUGUCAGAUGUUUCAAGAAGGGUCAGUUUGUAAUUGAGUAUCAUGGUGACUUGUUGCAUCUGACUGAUGCCAAGAAGAGAGAGGCUCUGUAUGCCCAAGACCCUGGGACUGGCUGCUACAUGUACUAUUUUCACUAUCUCAGCAAAACCUACUGUGUUGAUGCUACAAAAGAAUCAACUCGCCUGGGAAGGCUGCUAAACCACAGUAAAAAUGGCAACUGCCAGACCAAGCUCCAUGACAUGGAUGGAAUACCUCAUCUCAUUCUGGUGGCUUCAAGGGACAUUGAGGCAGAGGAAGAGCUGGUUUAUGACUACGGUGACCGUAGCAAGGAAUCAAUAUGUGCUCACCCAUGGCUCAAAUACUGAUGUUCCACCACAGUAUUCUCUCAAGAGAAUGACUAGGUGCAUUCAUUUCUUCAAAAAGAGAACCUGUUCUCUUAUUGUUUUUUUAAAAAUCCAUUCCAUUGGCCCUAAGGUGCAAAUGGCUUUCCGGUGAGACAAAUUAAGUGUGCCUGUUUGGGUAAAACGGUGGCAGUAUGAACAAGGUGGAACACAACCUUUUUAAGAUGGCACAUGGGUUAAAUUUGUUUUUAAAACUAUAAAUUUAUUGCUGGAUUUGGAUGGAGUUUUUAUACAUAUUAAGGCCAGUGUAUCCAUGAUGUGUGAAAUAUAUUUAACAUACUAGCUAUUGUUUUUAGGUUGCUUUUAUAUAAGUGAUUAAUUUAUCAAGCUAUGUAUGGUUCUAGUUGACGCAACAAUAUGUUGCAUAGGAGCAUAGAAUGCUCUCCUGGCUUCGGGGAGGACAGCUUAUACUUGAUUUGAAAAUGUAGCUUUUGUUGCAAUGGGUGAAACAUCCGAAUGAAUUUUGAAUUAAAUGUAAGUUGCUCUUUUUGAACAAAUGAACUGUGUACAUAGACAAAUAUUUUCAUAAAUCUGGCUAGCAUGGAAGCUCAUUUUGCAAAGCAUAGAAAGGCAAGCUUAUUAAUAUUCAGACGUGUAACAGUCCAGCAUCCUUGUAUGAGUAUUUCACAACGUGCAACAGAUUAAAUAUAUUUGGUGUGAUUUUAUAACA
Messenger RNA from Oncorhynchus tshawytscha (Chinook salmon), 1912 nucleotides. It is a transcript of the gene kmt5ab, whose product is annotated as lysine methyltransferase 5Ab. The transcript has 8 exons. The coding region runs from base 217 to 1206 and encodes 329 amino acids. Lineage: Eukaryota; Metazoa; Chordata; Actinopteri; Salmoniformes; Salmonidae. Gene Ontology annotation, molecular function: protein binding; histone H4K20 methyltransferase activity. The record is from RefSeq and is a predicted model, not a curated record.